CUUCAUUCGUUUUCUCGCUGUCACGAGAAGGCGUAACAUUUUCGGUCGCAGUAAAAACAAUCUUUGAAAAUGUGUCGGCAUUCCAGUGAAAAUUAAACGGAAUUUCCCUAACAAAGUCACGGAAUCAAAAUCACUAAACAGUGAAAACGAUCGUCCAACUGGUGAAGCUCGCCACACAUCCAGUCACAGUAAUUAGCUUAUAGUGCGUGUCACACUUUUACACCAUUGCAAAGCACGUUAGCUCCUUGUAUAGAAUCAUCAAAAUCAUCGUUCGUUAUACUGAAAUUAAAGAAAGAGGCGCGAGACACUAUAUAGCCAAAUAAAAAUGACCACCCAAAAACCAAUGCCGCAUGCUUUAUCCGUAUCAUGUCGUAUGUUAACAAAAUCCGAUACUGAAAGUGUUACUACAGAUUUAUCACUAUUCUCGGUAUCAUCAGCUGCCGACUCGUUUGGCAAACAUCGACUGGUCACAUUUAAGGAAUAUCGAGGUCCCAGCCCGAAUCCCGACCAAAAGGCCAAUCGUAGGUCCGAGAUCAUGUGGUUCGAAGAGGGAAACGAUUUGAUUCGAAGCUGUGCGGCACUGUCCAAGGCCUUAGGAAUACAGAAAAGUUUUAGCACUAGCGAUAUAACACAAUUACCGGGUCCAGAAACAGAAGGCACGAAUCAGUUGCGGCAUACAGUAUCCGAAUUAGCACUAAACUCACUGCAACGAUGUGGAUAUAUGUUAGACAAUCCAUCAAGAUUGGAACAUGCGUCACGGUCUUGUUCGACAUGGGUCGCUGUUGGUGAACUAGCUUCAACAUCGCAACUUCCUUCUCCACACGGUGGGCCGGCGUCUACAUCACAAUUGACGACCAGUACACCACCACCAGCUUUUACUGCUGCUGACCUGAUUCGAUCGGUGAAUAAAAAAGUUCGCCAAAAUUACAUUCGACGGCGAUUGUUGACCACAUACAGAGCAUUGGAUCGUUUAUCGCAAAGUGAAUUCAAUUUGGAUCGUUUGGAGGCGGUAGCGGCCAGUUACUACAAAGGUCCCGGUCCAACCGAACUGAUUGUUCCGUCUACUAUUGCAAAAACAACGAACAAUAAUAAUAAUACCUCAACAGCCAAUCCCAAUGUACCGAACGACACGCAUACAGAACCGGCACAGGUGUCGAAGAAGCAGCAGCAAAUUAAUGCCGACAUAAUUAAGAAAAAGAUCUCGUUGAAUAUGACCAAGAAUCUAACGAUUCAAGACAUAGAAAAGGAACGUGGUAAACCGCUGAGUAAAUACGAUAGAAAUAUGAUGAUAUUCAAUUGGCUUCAUACAUUGGAUGAGGUUGUGGCUGAUGAAGAUGUGUCUUAGUUGCAGCAAAUCAAGUAAAUUAUUGCAUUUUUUUCAUAGCACUUUCCGGCAAUGCCAAAGAAUGAGUUUCCUGAAAGUGAAAGUGUGAGGUGAUUGUUAUGAAGCACAGUCUAAAAAAUGUCGAAACCCAAACGACCUUUUGUACGGCUCACUGUUUAGCUUAAUUUGUGCGUUGCCGCUGCUAGAGAGUGCUAUGCUUUUUUUUCUAAAAGAUGAACAAUGCAACAUUGAGAAAAUGGUUAUCACCAAACGGAAAUCAGAAAAAUAGAAAUGUUUGGCCAAGUGAA
Molecule: messenger RNA, 1632 nt
Organism: Bradysia coprophila
Lineage: Eukaryota; Metazoa; Arthropoda; Insecta; Diptera; Sciaridae
Source: RefSeq, a predicted model, not a curated record